This is a messenger RNA of Polypterus senegalus (gray bichir), 722 nucleotides long. RefSeq names its product parvalbumin alpha-like. Gene Ontology annotation, molecular function: calcium ion binding. Gene Ontology annotation, cellular component: nucleus; cytoplasm. Bases 114 to 443 code for a protein of 109 amino acids. The transcript has 5 exons. The record is from RefSeq and is a predicted model, not a curated record. NCBI's taxonomy places the organism in Eukaryota, Metazoa, Chordata, Cladistia, Polypteriformes, Polypteridae.
AAAUGGCAUGAGAGGUCCUAUAUAAGAAGCCCGUGGGGUCCGGCUGAGUGACUGCAGUUGCUCGAUCAGCUUCCUUUGGUUUUUCCCUAGCCUUCAGGAGAACUAAGCUAAAAAUGUCCUUCGCAGGUGUUCUCAAGGACGACGACAUUAAAGCUGCUCUGCAGGCAUGCCAAGCACCUGACUCUUUCAACUACAAGACCUUCUUCGCCAAGGUUGGUCUGACCGGAAGGUCUGCAGAAGACGUGAAGAAAGCCUUCGCUGUCCUGGAUCAGGACAAGAGCGGCUUCAUUGAGGAAGAUGAGCUGAAACUGUUCCUGCAGAACUUCCAGUCCGGUGCAAGAGCUCUGACCGACAAGGAGACCAAGGCUUUCAUGACCGCUGGGGAUUCUGAUGGUGACGGCAAAAUCGGAGUUGACGAGUUCGCUGCCCUCGUUAAGGCAUAAGUACCAGACCAAGUUCAACACCACUUCUCGCUUUCAAGGAACAAUGAACAACUCUGUCCAAGAUCUGCUUCUCGAAUCGGGAUUAUAAAUACCUUUUUAUACAUUUGCUUUAUAGAAUGCCUGCAGAGAGUUCUCCAUUCGAAACAUCUAUCAGUCGGAACCCAAAUGUAAAUGCUGCUUGGCUGUAAUUUAUGCCUGACAUACGAACUGUGCUAGAGUAAAAUCUUUCAUGCACUUUUUGGAAAGGAGGAGAAACAAAAUAAAUACAAUUUUGGCAUA